Molecule: messenger RNA, 1755 nt
Organism: Magnolia sinica
Lineage: Eukaryota; Viridiplantae; Streptophyta; Magnoliopsida; Magnoliales; Magnoliaceae
Product: auxin-responsive protein IAA25-like
Exons: 5
Coding region: 107-931 (274 amino acids)
Biological process (GO): regulation of DNA-templated transcription
Cellular component (GO): nucleus
Molecular function (GO): protein binding
Source: RefSeq, a predicted model, not a curated record
CAACCAAUCAAGCCCACGACUCCUUCAAAAGCACCGGCAAGCACAACCCAAAACCCCCUCCCUCCCUUCUCAUCUCUUUCCUUCUCUUCUAAAAAAAGCAAAAGCCAUGAAAAACCCACUUCUUACAACACCACCACCCAAAGAAGAACCAGAAGAAGAAGAAAGCUGGGAGAAGAAAACCACUAGUGGUUUUCAAAACCACCUUGGGCCCAAAACCAGAGAAACGGAGCUGAGGCUUGGGUUCUCUCCAAAUGGUUUUGACGACGACGUGGCUGAUAUAAAAGGAGGUCUGUGUGGCGCUGGCCAGAACGCGUUCGUUUUGAAACAGAGGAACGACGGUUUUGGAGCCAAAAGGUGGUUUGCAGAAACCGGGAGUGGUUUUGGGAAUCCAUGGCAGCAAGAGAAAGCGGUUUUCGAACCAAACCACCACCACCAAAGGGAGGCCGUCGGUCCUUCGCCAGCGACAAGUUGCAGAGCUCCUCCAGUUGUGGGCUGGCCCCCAGUUCGUGCAUUUAGGAAGAACUUGGCUCCGGUAAUCAAGUCGUCGGAGAUGGAGACGAGGGCUGCUGCAGCGUCUUCUAUUGAGGCGGCGGCCUCGAAGAAGAUUGAGGAUUCGAUGUUUGUGAAGGUCAACAUGGAAGGGUAUGCAGUCGGGCGGAAGAUCGAUUUGAAGGCGCACGACAGCUACGACUCACUCUCUCGUGCACUCCAGAAGAUGUUCGAUAACUUCUUUUCGGUAAAUUACUUCAAGAAACAGGUACAAAAUGAAGAAGGCAAGGUAGUAACUCCCGACCAAGUUCUUAUUUAUGAAGAUAAUGAAGGAGAUCGAAUGCUUGUCGGCGAUGUGCCAUGGGAGAUGUUUGUCAACACUGUGAAAAGGCUGUAUAUCAUCAGUGGCUCUAGGGCACCAGCACUUGUUUCUCUUUCUUAGUCAAGCCGUGACGAGCAAAGGCAGCAAUCAUGAGCGGCAAAAUCAAUUUAAAUAGCAGAAAAAGAAAGCAUCAGCAGCAGCCAUCACGAGCAGCAAAUAAUAUCGGGAAUUUGCAGUCUGGAGAACCUCCCACACAACAUCUGCCUAAGAUGUAUUUUGCAGACUCCAUGAAAUCAUGCAAGUGUGUAUGCAUGGUCUGGCCCAAUAUAAAUCAGAAACCAAUCUUUUUCUAAGGUACACUUACGUCAACAACUGAACUUGGUAGACUUCAAAUUUCAAUGAUCUGAACUGACAAAAGAAGAUGGACACUGAUUCGAAUUUGAUGCCUUCAAAUCAGUUUUCUGUGCUACGUGACAGUCGGUAAUACCAUCCUUUCUGUGUAUGUAAUCCGAUAUUAGGAGAGUAAUUAAGGCAUCUACUAGUUAUUUGAAAGAACAGACUACAAUGUCAUUUUCAGAAUCAGUAUGAGGUGGUAAGGGUGUUGUGUCCAUCUAAAGAGACAUGCACAAGUGUGGUUGUGUCCUUGGAGGCGUGGAUAUAUACAAUAGCUGAGGAUUUGUCGUGGAGAAGUGUAGGGAAUGCCGUCGAGGAGCCAUGGCUAGAGUUUCAGUAGGGUUGGCAAUUGGCUGAGUGACCCAGAUGGGCUUGAGCCCCUAAACUUAGACUGAGGGCUGGACAUUGGCUUGAAAUCUAGGAGUGGUGUCCAGGCAGGGCCAAUAGGCCCGGCCUGAUCAUCCAGUGGACUACUGUUGUAUGAAAACAGUGGAAGGUUUGCAGACACUUGUAGUGGUUCCUGUUCAAUGUACAUCUACAGCUUAAAGGUA